This is a messenger RNA of Triticum aestivum (bread wheat), 944 nucleotides long. RefSeq lists its product as uncharacterized. The coding region runs from base 12 to 944 and encodes 310 amino acids. The transcript is spliced from 4 exons. The record is from RefSeq and is a predicted model, not a curated record. Lineage: Eukaryota; Viridiplantae; Streptophyta; Magnoliopsida; Poales; Poaceae.
UAGCACUUGCAAUGGCGAAAGGGGAGGAAGGUUCAAUGGCGAAAGGGGAGGCAGGUUCCAUGGCGGAGGGGGGGCAAGGUUCAACGGCGGAAGUUGGGCAAGGUUCAUCAGGCAGUAGCUCCAUUACUGGUUCACUUCUUGGCAUUCCGGUUAAGGAUUUCUCAAGACUGAUGAAAUCGGGUGUUGACUGUAAAGCAAGUGUUGUGAGGGUGCUUGUGAAAAAAGAAACUGAAGUUGAUGAAAGACAAAGGGAUGGUACUGUAAAUGUAGGCAGUGCUUUAGUUGCUCUUGCUGGCAAUCAAAGAGUAUUAUGUUUGACAGCCAACCAUAUUUUUCUGCAUGUAAAAGGAGAUGUCAAACCGUAUCUCAGAUUUUGCGGUGAACCAACAGACUACGAGCUUACUAUAAUCUAUCAAGAUGAAGCCUGUGAUCUGUGCCUAUUCAUGAAUAAGUUUGAGAUUGAUGGUCUACAAUCCAAAGUCAAGAGCAUGAUAUUCAAUCCGAGGGAGAUUAAUGAGGGUACCCAUGUAGUGGUGCUUGGGUACUCACAUCCGACAUUGAUCCUUCCCAAUCGUGAUGGCAAUGGCAGGGACCAAUAUGAACUUGUAGCAGUCAAGCGACCAACACCUCUUCCUGGCACACUGUGCAUUCCAGGUUAUGUAAAAGAGAGUUUCAAAGGUGAUGAGUUUUAUGAAGCACUUAAAUACAACGUGUCGGCCAUGAGUGGUUUCUCAGGAUCUCCUGUGAUUGUGGAGGGUCAAGUUAUUGGAAUCCACCUAGGACGUGAAGCAGGCGAAAGGGACGGCAUCGGUAAUAGAACUAUAAAGACCACUUUGAGAAGAUGGUUAAAUAUUCUCGACGGGGAUGAUGAACAUGUUACCAUCGAGGAGUUGCUGGCCAGGAUUAAUGAAGUAAUUCGGCAACGAAUCGAAGACCAGGUUUAA